AUGUCUGUUCCGAUAUCAGCUCGUGUGCGGUUUGCGGGCGACGCUGGAUGCACCAACCCCCUGCACGAUGAUGGAAGGCCGUUUGGGCUGCCAGCAACGAUUGUCCCCAUUGCAACAAAUCACCGCUCUCGGACGGAUGGGGGCGCUGGUCGCCCCCUUCGGAAAAGCUGA
Molecule: messenger RNA, 171 nt
Organism: Bipolaris victoriae FI3
Lineage: Eukaryota; Fungi; Ascomycota; Dothideomycetes; Pleosporales; Pleosporaceae
Exons: 1
Coding region: 1-171 (56 amino acids)
Source: RefSeq, a predicted model, not a curated record